Molecule: messenger RNA, 6903 nt
Organism: Phlebotomus argentipes
Lineage: Eukaryota; Metazoa; Arthropoda; Insecta; Diptera; Psychodidae
Gene: zld
Product: zinc finger protein 628
Exons: 2
Coding region: 609-3290 (893 amino acids)
Source: RefSeq, a predicted model, not a curated record
AGAGAGCUCUGCUCAGGACUUUUCGGGCGCUUUUUUUUCUUCCCUUUUUAGUUCUCUCCCUUCUUUUCCGUCAAUUUUUCCUUCUUCUUUUGCCCACUUUUGUGCGCUUGUGAAGCCCGUGAAUUUCUGGCUCUUCUGCCCUGAGUUGUUUAUCUUGCCUUGGACCCAGAGAAAAAGCGCGGGACAAAAUUUAAUCAGUUUUUUUUUGUUGUUGUUGGUGUUCUUCCGAAAAGUUUCUUUUGUGCCGUUUCGCCGAGAGACAGAGCGAGAGAGAGAGAAGAGCGCGCUGAGCGAGAGCAAAGUGAGUGAUUUUCCUGAUCCGCAGGACUUGCAUCGGCCAGUGCAGGGAGCUUACGGGACAGCCGGAGACACGGCGGAUGCCCCAAAGUGAGUCCGGAGGAAGGAUUUUUGACAGGCACUUGGAGACGAGAGCAUCUGUUGAUUACACACACACUUCUCACUCUCUCUGUCUGUUGUGUCCCUUCGGGGCCCUUCGCGCUCGUCCGGAGUGUGUUGGCAUUUUGUUGUGCGGCGGAAAAGUUUGCGACUCUGAGGCGCGAAGGAAAUGUGCUCCUCAGUGGCGGUGUGACGCGCGAGGGAAGCGCUAGAUGGCCAGUCAGAAUCGGCCGAGCCAGAAGCAUCCGAGCGAGCACAAGCCGGCGAAUCUGGUCUGCGGCUUCUGUGGUUUGAUGGUGGACACCGCGGCGUCGCUGCGAGUGCACAUCCACUUCAACCAUGAGAGUGCCGGCCGCUGGAACAGCGCCCCAUCGCCAACAUCAACCAUGAGGAUCACGUCGCCCAGCGAGGGUGCCUCCGUGUCGCCCACGGACUCGGAGAACAACAAUCAGCCAUUCAAGCGCAAGACACCCAGCGGCGCGCCGGCCGACGACAAGGCCGGCCACCAGCAGAAUCCCGUCGCCGCCCCGGCGGACUCCAGCGACAACAAGCCGCCGUCGCCACUGCACCAGAUCUGCUCCACCACGGCCUUCGAGGACGCGCGCUACGGGCAGCAGCCCGGCUACUACGGCCACCCCUUCCUCGCCCCGCCCUACGAGCCCGGCUACGGCCUGCUCAACAACUACGACGGCAUGCAGAUGAUGGGCCAGCAGCCGCGGCAGCAACACGAGUACAAACCAGUGCCUUCACACCGUUAUCACCCCUAUCAGCAGCCCAUCAACAACCACACUCCGCCCUCGCCCCCGCACCACCUCGCCAGCACCUCCGCGGCCGCGGCGCCGCUCUCCGACACCAUCAUCAACUCCACCUCCGUCAGAAUGCAAAUGGCAACUGAAGGCGAUCAUCAGAUGGUAUCUCCGAAGCAGUGCGACAAGUGUGGCUUCGUGUGUGACUCCGUGAAUGUCCUGAAUGAGCAUUGUGCCACGCAGCACGGCGAUGGGCAGGACACAGACUCGAUGGCGUAUCCCAUGGGUGGCCAGCAGGCGCCGCAGCAUGCGUACAUCAAGGAGGAGACGACGUCGGACAUCCUGGACCUGGAUUCGCAGAAGGUGGUCUAUCCGCAGCACCAUCACGAGGGCGUGCUGGCGGACAACACGGUGCUGCCGCCGAUGCACUCGCUGCAUCCGCUGCAGUCGAUGCAGCGGCACAGCCUCAUGUGGCACGAGCCGCAGUCCAGCUACAUGCCGCAGCAGCAGACGCUCAAGCCGCAGUACUUCCCACCCAUGAAGGCGCCCUACGCGCCGCCCGUGCUGAGCGGCGCCAAGGCGGAGUACGGCCAGUCGAAGGGUGAAUACAUGUCGCAGACGAUUCUGCCGCCGCCGGACGUGAAGAUGUUCGCGGACUCGAGCAAUAACCAAGUGUCCACGAGCCAGUCGGACUUCCCUACCACCACCACGCCGGCGGAGAGCGAGGCGUUCCGCACGCAGUUCGAGCCGGCCACGUCGUCGCUGCCCAGCGGCCAGCAGACCAAGAGCUCCUCGUGGAAGUCGAACGAGGCGCGCCGGCCGAAGACGUACAACUGCACGGCGUGCAAUAAGUGGUUCACGAGCUCCGGCCACUUGAAACGCCACUACAACACGACGCUGCACAAGAACGCGGUGAAGAGCAGCGGGCAGCCGGACCCGGCCACGCUGCCCAUCAGUGCGCACCACCAUCCGGCGCGCGAGGCCAAGAACAACCACCACAUGAGCGCCCCCGAGCCGCCGGCCACCUCGGCCAUGGAGGCGGGCGACGGGGACUUCGGCGCGGCGCAGUACACCGGUGGGGAUUUUCGUGGUGGCCUCCUGGGUCAGGUGACGCAGAGCAACAGCGUGUAUCAGCCACAGCAAUUCUGUCCAAAUCCCCCAAACGGGGAAGCAGGUCCCUCCGCCCUCCAUGCCUCCCAGCCGAGGGGCCUGCUGAACAUGGCCAUCACGCCGGCGUCCCACCAGGAGGUGCCACCACUUACUACCAUCCACACCAUCCACCCAUCCAGCCAGCUCAUCAUCAGUUCAAUAAUGGAGCCGCCGCCGUACAGGCCGGCUACGCCUACGGCAUGCCAGCUCACAAUCCCAUUGCUCCGGGCGGAGCCGCAGGCGAGCUAUCCCACUAUUAUUGGUGAUCACGGCGAGGACGAUCGGGAGGCGUACCACUCGCUGGCCGGCUAUGAGCCGCCGGCGUUCGACAUCGACACACCCGUCACGCGCUUCGCGCACACCAUCGGCGACACCGUGCCGCCCUUCUCGCCGGACAUGCCGCCGGACACCGUGAUGGGGCGGCCGCUGACGCCGCAGAUGGGCGCCGUGGCGCCGCCCGGCUCCCCGUCGUCGCCCAGCGUGACGUCGUCGGCGCGCCAGGCGAAGCCGCGCCGCGCGCCGAGGAGCACGAAGAAGGGCCAGAGCCAGGAGCCGCUCAAGUGUCUGGAGUGCGACAAGGUGUUCAACAAGGCGUGCUAUCUCACGCAGCACAAUAAGACCUUCCACAGCGGCGAGAAGCCCUACAAGUGCCAGCGCUGCGGCAAGAGAUUCCCCUGCGACCAGACGCACGAGGAGCACGUGGUGAAGCACCUGGGCGAGAAGCCCUUCAAGUGCGACCAGUGCCCCAAGCAGUUCAACCACAAGACGGACCUGAGGCGCCACCAGUGCCUCCACACCGGCUACAAGCCCUACUCCUGCGACACGUGCGGCAAGGGCUUCAUCCGCAAGGACCACCUCAUGAAGCACAAGGAGGUGCACAGGAAGAAGGCGGCCGGCGUGAAGAAGCAGUCGGGCGGCGGCAAGAACGCCAACAAGAAGGCCACCGCCGCCGCCGCCGCCGCCGCAAAUGCGCCCAACAACGUCAUCCUAGGACACUAGGCUCACUUUCGGUUGGUUUUCCCUCACAGCGCCGUUGAGCAAUAAUUGUACUCUAGCAAAUAUAUAGAAGAUUAGACAAGUACUGUGACCCUUUUCCCGGUUUUGGGGGAGAGCUUGUGACCUACACAGAGCCUGGCGUUCGGUAAGUUGUAGGCUGUUCUUUCAAUGUGGCCAAAUUUUCCCCUUCAAUUGUUAGUCAACAACAUUGCAUGAUGAAUUUCACUGCUUCCACUCCAAAAUUGCCUGAUUAGUUUCCUCUUCGGAAACGGACCGUUUUAGUUAGACGGGAGUUACGACAAUGGGCGGGGCAUCAAAGUGGGCGUGUUCUGCGAGAGCCAAUCAGUGGCUCUGUGUAGAUUCCCGAAGCUUUUCGUAGAUGAAACACUUUUAUUUUCCAAUUCCUAGAGAUCAAGAAAAGUCCUUUCUCUCCGAGAUGCCAACAUUGCAAAGGUCCUAAGGCGCUACUGGCGCCAGGGACCAGAGAUUCAGGAGUGUUCGCGAAGUGUGAUGUACACCUUCGCGAGUAGAGAUAGCAAAGAAAACAAAAAAAAAGAAACAAGACAUAGAUAAAGAAAUACAACUUUAAGAAGAAUAAAAAAAAAACAUUUUUUACCUACAUAGAGAUUUCUUAUAGAACAAUUUAUUGUGAUUUACGACCGUCAAAGGAAUGAAACUACAAUGAAACUACUUAAACUACCUCUCAUGAGAUUGUCGCUGUUUAUUUUGUUUGUUUUUUUUUAUUUUUUUCUAUAUACAAGAGUUUUUUCUAAUGAAAGCCAGCAAAGUACAAAUAUUGAAUAUAGUUAAAAUAUUGUGAGAAAAAAAUAAUAGGAAUGAAAUAGACACAGUUGAAAGAGAUAAAGUAAAAGAAAAGAAAAAAAUCGAAUAUAGCAAUUUUAUGCCGAAUUUUUAAAGAAUAUUGACCAACGAUCUUAACUGACACUUUAUUUUUCAUUUUGUAAAUCUUAAAAGAGAAGAAGAAUGCGGGUGAAUAAGGGGAUGCGAGAGACACUGAAGAGAGAGAGAGAGAGAGAGAUACUAUUUUGAAGACGAUAGAGUUUAAAUGUAUUAAGUCAGAUUCCAUAUCAGCAAUCUUAACAUAUUUAAAUAUGGUAUUAAAAAGCAAGGCAAGAAAUGAUGGAAUUUUAAGAGAAAUAAAAAAAAGAAAACAAAUUAUAGAAAAUAUUUGAUGCUAAAUCAAUAUUUAAUUAAUAUUAAUACAUACGUAAAUGAAAAAAAAGGAGAAAGAUUUUAAAUAUAUAUAUAUAUAAAAAAUUGAGUAGUUAAUAAAGAGGGGAAUUGAUGACAGUGUUUUAGCAAAAGGAAGGAAGACAAGAAACUAGGAGAUCUAUUCAGGAGACAAAACAUAGCAAACCAUCUACCUCAGGAUGAUCUGAAGGACCUCAAGAGUGCGUAAUAGAUAGUGUGUUAUAUUUUCUGCUCACCUUAAAUCCAAUCGACAAAAAAGAAACCUGUCUCACUUCCCGAUGAAGUGGAAGAAGAUGGCGUAAUAGAGAAAAAAAACCCACCCUCUAAAUUAAAAAAAAGGCAAAAAAAUAUUGAAUGUGUAAUUAAAUAUUAACUAAUGGAGCAAUUCUGAGUCACACACAAAAUAUAUGUAAAAAUGGUAAAAAAAAAUUGUGUUAUAUUGGUUUAACACACGCCUUUGCUACUCUGGUCAACAUGUGUUAAGUCAUUUUGUAUCGCCAGAAUGUGUAAUUUAACAACGACCUUCAGAGGUUGUUUUAAAGAAUGUGAAAUGUGUCAAAAGCAAAUGAGUGACAGAUUUAAAUCUGCAAAUAUCUUGCAAAAUUGAAUCAAUCUGCAAUUGUGGCUCUAAUUUUCAAGCAUAAACAUAAAUUAUGUUUCCGAUAAAUUCUGUUUAUCACAGAUUUACCAAUUAUGAGCUUGAAUUUUAGUAAUUUUGCCAAAUUUCACCAUUUUUCCUCUCUUACACAUUUUGGGGUGGCACUUAAAACACUUAAAACAUUGUUUCAGUGAGAAUAGCAAGGAAUGUUUUUUCCUUAUUAAUUUCGAAUGUUAAAAACUUUACAUGUGUGAAGUUUUUAACAUGUCUGUGUGUAAUUGAGAAUUGCUCUAUAAAUUUAGAUGUAAAGUACCUAAAGAGUAAUGUCUAAUAUUUGAGAAAUUCAUCUGCUGAAUGAUUUUUGUCGAAGAGAAAAGAAGGACAAAAAACAUCCUCCCUUCGAUCCUCCUUCGCCACAGAGACGUUUUUUUUUAUAUAUAUUUUUGAGGAAUGAUGUGAAAAUAGAGAAGAAGAAGCUCUGAAAAUCGUCUCUUUCUCGGGUACCUGCACGCAUUUUUUUCUCUCUCCUCAUGUGAAUAUGUGCAGAAGAAUCAAAAGAGAAGAAAAAAAAAACACCCUCGAAGAGCAGAUGAAUAGCGAAGAGAGCAGAGAAGAAAAUUAGGCACAAAAGAAUGCUGGAAGAACACAUUUUUCGCAUUUUAUUUUCUAUGUGAUGCACAAGCAGAGAUGGACGAUGAAGAGAAAAAAAAAUUGAAGAGAGACCGAAAACGUUUUCCAUUGUGUAUCUCUAUGUUUUUUUUUUGGUUAGUUUGUUGUGUGCGAGAGAGAUUUGGGAAGGAGAAUCGCUGCGGAGAAGGAAUUGCAGAAGAAGAAGAGAGAAUUUUGAAUAAAAUAUUAGGAAAGACUCUAAAAGUGAAUAUUUUCGACAUAUUAAAUUGAGUAAACAAUUUUCAUGUAUUCUAUUAAAUUUAGUGGAGCAAAAAAAAAGUGGUAAUAAAGAAGAAAACAAAGAAUAUCAUACAAAUUUUAUCGAGAAAAAUUUUUCAAAGUGUAGAAAACAAGUUAAGUGGAGAAAAGAAAAAGAAGGCAAAGAAUGACAAACAUUUUUAGUGUUUUGGUUAUUCUUCACAAUGAUUGGUGAAAGACGAAAAGAAGACACAGAAAUUGCAAUUACAAGUUAGAAGAAGACGAAGAAGAAAACUGAUUUACGCGAUAAAAGGUAGAAAAAAAGAGAAGAAAAAAAAUGUAAGAAAAACUGCAUUUGUGAUUCAAGAAAGUAGCAUGAAAUUUUCUAUUGCGUUUCCCUUUCCGUUCGCCCUUCUUAUCGUCCUUCCUUCUCCCUUCAUCUUCUUUCUCUCUCUCUUUUUUUCCCUCUUGUACGCUUUUUCUUCACAACAAUUUCCUGCUACUUUAGCCAUAUUUUUAUGCCUCUCUCUUUAUAAUUAAUUGUGGUAUACCAAACUGAUGAUGUAUUAUUAAAGGUUGUGUUAAAAGUAAAUGAAUUAUCAACUUCACAAAAUAGCGCAUAAAAAUAAUAUUUGUUUCCUAAAAAAUGCCACUCAAUAUUUUGUAAUUAAAACUAAUAAAUUGUAGUUGUUAAAGGAACAAAGCAACAAGUUAUCACGAUAAGAGUAAAAGAAGAAGAAGAAAAAGAAAAAAUAGUUUAAGGUGAACAGAUAACUAAUUAUAUUUUUACUUCCAUGAAACGAAAUAGUUACCAAAAAAAAGAUAGAAAGAAAGAAAGAAAAUGAAGGGAAAUACAAGAUAUCGAAGUGGUGUAAAGAGUUUGGAGAACAAACAAUGUUGAAUUUUUAAGCAUUUUUUAUUGGAAUUUUUGAAAGAAAA